CCCCAGACCGUCUGUGUGUGUAUGUGCGUGCGUGUGUGUGUAUGUUGCGACUGCCGCUGGUGGUGCCCUCUCGGCCUUUGGCUUGGGAAGCGGGUUUCAUGGACAAAUAAAAUGAUAGAUCAGAUGGACAGACAGAUGGCAGAAAGAGACAUACUGGGAAAAUAUGGCUCAGACUGAAGUACUUUCUUACAGGACCCUUCUGAAUUUGAUGGGUCAGGAAGCUGGAAAACCCACAUGGCCAAAACCAGCAGGAGGCUAUCAAACUAUUACAGGGAGAAGAUAUGGAAGAAGACAUGCCUAUGUCAGUUUUAGACCAUCUCUGAUGAAUCAAGAAAGAUAUUCAAACCAACACACAGAAGAAUGUGAAGGAUUAGAACUAGACAGUGUUCUAAAAGAAAAUUUAUUGUGUUCCAAUCCACAUGUUCCAGUAUGUUCUCCAUUGGUAGAUGCAUCAUUAUUACCAAAUGUUGGAUCAGAAGAACCUGUUUGUGAAGCUGAUUCUAGCCACGCUAUCAACAUAGAUACUUCCAUGUUUUCUCCAACAUGCUACAAUUUGUGUGAUCACCAAAAUGUUGCCAACAAUGAGAGUUCUAAUGACAGUGUGGAGUCUACUUCUGAAGAGUGCAAUAAUCUUCACGGCCAGAAUGGAAUUGCCUUUGUAAACAUUGACUCUUAUGAACCAGACAGCAGUGAUGGAGAGGAAGAUGGCUUCCAAAGUGCUAUCACAUUAGCUAAAGAAGAAACAGGACUAUUUCAAGAAAAACUGGACAAUAUGCUUUCCAGGUUAGAAAAAGAUAUGGACUCCUUCAGUGAUCUGCAGUCACAUCUGCCUAGUUUCAGUCAUACCAUAAGUAAAAGUUUUGAAGAUCUUAGACUGGUGCCUUUUAGAAGACUUUCUAGCAUAGAAUCAGAUACUGUUUAUCAAAAUAAGUCACUUUCAAAACUAUCUAAUGAAGAAACUUUAGCAAAAAAUAACCUUGUUUCUACUUAUGAUUUAGAACAGAGAAACAGUAGUACAGCUGAGCCUACAAUUAGGACACAUGUAGGAAUUUGUAAUGCAUUGAGUACUACAAGCAUGAAGGUGGACCAAGAGAAUUCGGCUGAAUUGGUAGUAAGACCCAAAGUUAGAAAACAGAAUCCUGUUAGCGAGAUUGAUAAAAAACAGUCUGUAAUGAAUGAAGAGGAAGAAAAGAGAAGUAGUAAAAUGUGGACUGAUAAUGUGAAUGACCAUCAAUGCAAUGCUGAAAUUACCUCAAAGCAUAAUAAAGAAAAAAAAUCUAAUAUGAUUUUUGACCCCAAAGAGUAUGAAUUGGCUGAAAAGAAAGGAAAAAAUGAACCAAGGAAACAAAAUACAAGUCUUCAAGAAAAAAGUAAAAUAGAUGAUAGUGCUUUUUGGGACGAAUUUGAAGAUUGUGGUAGAAAUCUAUCUAGUUCCAACAAAGAUGAAGAUGACAGCUCAGAAUGCAGUGAUGGUGAAUGGUCGGCAUCCCUGCCUUCUUAUUUUUCUGUGACUGUGAAAGAUCAGUCCUCCAGUGAUGAAAGCUGGGAGACACUUCCAGGCAAAGAGGAACAGGAACCUGAAGAGCAGAGUGAUAGCAGUGGUGUGGAAGAGGAACAUAAUGAAUUUGGUUUCCAAUCACGGGAACAGACCUCUCUAGAGGACGGAGAGAUUCCUUGGUUGCAGUACCAUGAAGAAAUUGAAAGUAGCAGUGAUGAAGAAAAUGAUCAAGCUAGCCAUUUUGUACAUCCUGGCUUUUUUAUGUUAGAUGGGAACAACAAUCUAGAAGAUGAUUCCAGUAUGAGUGAAGACCUAGAUGUUGAAUGGAGGCUACUUGAUGAAUUUGGGGAUGGUCUUGGGGUUGCUCAAGCAAUUUCGUAUGUGGAUCCCCAGUUCCUUACUUAUAUGGCCUUGGAAGAACGAUUGGCACAGGCUAUGGAGGUAACAAGCAUGUUCAUGGAAAUGACUUAUCAGCGUCUACAGACCGCUCUGGCACAUCUAGAGUCUCUUGCAAUUGAUGUUGAGCAGGCUCAUCCACCAGCUAGUAAAGAGAGCAUAGAUUGUCUGCCCCAAAUUAUUAUUACAGAAGAUCACAACGCUGUAGGGCAAGAGCAGUGUUGUGCUAUUUGCUGUAGUGAGUACAUCAAAGAAGAAAUUGUAACAGAGCUUCCAUGUCGCCACUUCUUUCACGUGACAUGCAUAACACUUUGGUUACAAAAGUCUGGAACAUGUCCUGUGUGCCGCCAUGUGCUUCCUCCUGGGCUCUCAGAGUCAUCCGCUCCCAUAUUCACCUUCUUGCCCGAUCAGGAUUCUACUCCUUCAGUCCAGAGUGCCUCGGGAACACAAUAAAGGAAUACCUGAACAAGAAUUUAGCCCAUCACAUUGUACUGUAAAGUUCUUUUAUUUAAUGAUAACAUGAAAUUGGUUUUGUAUGUGCGCCUGUGUAUGUGGCAUACUGUACACACAUACACAAAAACAUGUAGAAAUUCCAACACACACAUUUUGCAAGAAUAUACAGCUUACGAAAUGGUUUAGAAUUAAAGUAAGAAUAACAGACUGAAAAACAAAAAGGUUGCACUAGUUUUCUGCGAUAAACCUAUUGCUCUUAACUAAUGUCUAAUGGUAAUUAUUCAGUUUGUCUUGAAAAAUGAUCAUUAAUGUGGCACUUAUAUUCAAAGUAAUGCAGCUGCAGUGCAGUUGGAGCUUACACAAGUUAUGCAUAUGAUAUGUUUUACAUAAUAUAAUUUUAGAGGCUGGGGUUAUUUCUUUUAAAAUAGUGCCACUUAAUUACUUUGUAUAUAACUCUUUCAUAUUUGCAUCAAAUGUGAAGAUGUUCUGUGAUAACAUCAGUAGCAUACUUUGGUUUCACUGAAAAUAAACAGCAUAUAAUCAAAGAAUUACCCUGUGAUUUCAUCAUGACCUCUGUGUGCAUGAGAGCUUUUGUGACUAGUAAAAAUAGGUUUAAUUUGGAUUAUUUUACACAGUUCAAAAUCUGCACUUUCACAUUCCCGUUAUAAGAAUUGAGGAAAAAGCAAUAGAAUUAUAGAAGGAUUAUAGAGCUAAAUGACUUGAUAUUAGAAGAAUCAGCAACAGCCUUUCAUUGGAGCGACAGGAGUUGAAAUCAGGAUAGGCACAUUUUCAUAAGUACAAGUAUUGCAAAGCUGUAAUAUCCAUAUAAUACUGAUACACAAUGGAAAUCAGGUGAGCUGUUAUUAGAACACCAAAAUAGCCUUGCAUUGCAUUUUCUUAAUGUAUUUAGUCUCUGCCUCCUUAUAAUAUUGUUUUGAGUGAAACUGCAGUUCAUUUCAGUAAAAUACUGAAAUAACCUAUUAACUGUAUUCACUACUAUAUAUUACGGAGAGAUUAAUCAAAACAAAAGUUUUUGAGUGUUAGAAAUUAGUUUCUUAAUAAUUAAAUAGAGAUAUAGCAUACAUUAAAUGGAGAUAGGGUAUAGGUUAUUUUAUUGUACAGUGCCAUAAGAUAUGCUUUCAAAGGUCCUACGCAGGUCUUUUUCAAUUAAUUUAAUAUUAGCUGGAUUGAGCCUUUAUAGAAAAAGAGUCUAUUUAAUGACUACAUUUUUUUCUUCUUCACUGUAUUUAGAAUCUAUUUUCCAUUUUUUUCCAGGAAAAAUACAUUUUGCAAUAAAACAAGCACAGUGAAGGAUUAUGGGGGUGGAAAUCAGUGAGGGAAUAAUCCAGUGUUUUACCCACAAGGCUAUCAGCUAACAAUUUCUAGGGUAGAAGAGAAAAACAGUUGGGCUCUGUUUCAAAAUGGAAUAGACUAAUUAUUAUUAAGACUUCCAGAGCAUUAUUGCACUCCCAUUCUUGCAUUGCUGAAGAGACAACCUUACAAUUUUUUCAGGACUAAAGGAAAAGGAAAUUAUGUUCUCAGUUGCCUAGUUACAAGAUGUUUUCUUUCAUCUUUUCUAAAAAGACCAGGUAAAAAUUCAUAGACUAUUUGGUGCAGAAAAACAAACUUUAGCAUAGUGGACAUUAAGAUGAAUUCCGUUUUUAGCCACAGAAGGCUAAGUUCCCCUGGCUUCUUGGUGACAUAAAUCUAUGAUGACAAACAUUGGGCAUUUUCUAUUCUCAGCAAUAUAAAAGAUGCUUCGUGAAAAUUAAAUUUCAUAGACUUCCCAAAUAAACAGGCAUUCUGCAAUUAAACUGUAUUGCAACUGUGUGACUUUUUGUACAAGUAUAUAAACUAGGGAUAUGAUUAAAAUAUAUGAUCAUACAGCUCACAUAUCUUCCGUAUUGAAGAAAUAAAGCUGCAGAGAACUACAUUCUGCUCUUUCUAUCUUCAUUAGGAUACCCUCACAAGUCUAAGUGCUAUUGCUAUUACUAAGCAGGCUUACGUGCUUUAUUGCUUUAACAUCUUACAGAUUCCAAUGUUUAAAGAAGUACCUUUAAACAAUAUUAUGACAAUGGUUAAUUAAGUUGUAAUUACCUGUAAACUGACGAGUAAGCAUACAGCAGAUUCCAUGUUGUAAUGUUUCUUUCAAUUUGAGGACGUAAAGUCUGUAAGUUGAACUCGAAAGAAGCAAAAAACAGCUUUCUUUAAACUUCAUAGGAGAUAAAUACAAAGACUGAUCCUAGCACCUGUGACGAGCUAUUAAUCUUAUGGAAAACUCAGUAAACAGAGUACACAAGUUACUGUGUCAUUUAUGUUAAUUUUCCACCCUGCAUUUUUGCAUCUGAACAUCCAUUCAACCAGUACUGUAUCUAUAGAAACAGAAACAGAAUCUUAGGUAAUGAUUGCCAUGAGAAUAUGGGAACAAAUUUUAUAUUCUUGUCUGGUCAUACAAACAGGGAGAUAUAUAUAUAUAUAUUUCUGCCUUUUAAGAUACCUUUACAGGGAGGAUAUCUGAGAAGUGGGUGUGGCUCACCGAUGACGCCUUAAAAGGCAGAAAUAGCUAUCUGAGUCUCCCAGAGAGCAACACAGAGUUGCAGUUUGUCAGCAGAAAAAAGGCCCAGAAACUUGUGAAUGAGAUUUCACAGAACCAGGGCUGUAGAACAACUUAGUUUACGUAGGUAAAACCUGGCUACACUGUAUACACACACCCUGUUUUCCCCCAAAUAAGACAUCCCCUGAUAAUAAGCCCAAUCGGGCUUUUGAGUGCACGGCAAUAAGGCCAAGCGCUUAUUUCAGGGUUCAAAAAAAUAUAAGACAGGGUCUUUUUUUCGCGAAAACAUGGUAUAUGCAAUGUAACCGAAGUAAAUAAAGUCAAUAGUGUUAGAAAGCAAAAAAGCAGGGUUAGUAGCCAUAAAUUUUGGGUUCCUCUUGUCCAUCCGGAGAUUUCAUCUCAAUAAAAUGGCUGCAACUCUCAGCCAAUCCUAACCAUUUACAACCAGAAGCUACUGUACAUAGAGAAGAAAAGUUUGUAAUUCUCUCCAUUGAUAGAAGAAAGGUUCUGUACUAUCAAGAUUUCAACCAUUUGAAUUGGGGUGCUGAAAGUUCUGUUGAAAAAUAAUGCAUCUACUAGAUGUUGAGUGCUCAGGGAAAUAGCUUUUAGCAGGCAAAUAAUGAGUCCACCAAUCCAAGAGCUGAUUUGGACCAAUAGGAACUAUUCACUAUUUCUAAAUCUAAAUUAUUUGGGCUUGUGUGGCUCUAGUAUUAGAUUAGCUUUUUCUUGUUUUGUCCUAAUGCUACCAUCAGUUUUAUUUCCUAGAAAACUUACUUUCUGGAUAAUAGCCUUUUGGAUGAUGUCUAUAUAAACUUAACAUGUUGCCUUUUAUAAAUAUUGAAGUAAGUCCCAAAUACUGCAAGCAGCAUUUUCCUCUACAGAAAUCCUUUGGCAUGCUGCUUCAGCCGUAGGUAAACUGCCUUUCCUCUGUUGUCUCUAAAACUUUGACCCCCUUUCAUUAGAAAUCAAUUUUUUCUUGGCCUGUAAAACUCUCGUUCACAGCUUUAAUAUUUCACUAGAGUGUCAUUUCAUCCAAAUUUGAAUUUGAGAAUUUUCUUUUAGCCUUUUCUGUCCUUAGGAUUAGAAAUAUUAAGUAGGACACCUACAGUGGGUAGAGUUGAUUAUAUUGUGGGUGUAUUUCUAUUGUUACCAGAUGUAUAGCCCACCUUUCCGUUACAAGCUAAAAAUGACAUGUAUAAGCAUUCUGCAAACUUGCAAAACAUGUUAGGCUAAGGGAGAUGGUGGGCCCAAGGUCACCUAUUGGGCCUUCAUAGCUAAGGUUGGACUUGAUUAGACCAAUUUAACCAGGAUGCCACAUGGGUUUUAUUGUUUGAACAGGUGCCUCAGAUUUUGUGUAGGCUAAAGGCCCAAUAGAGACCUUUUAAAUCAGAGGUCUUCAAACUUGGCCGCUUUAAGACUUGUGGGCUUCAAUUCCCAGCAUAGCUGGCUGGAGAAUUCUGGGAGUUGAAGUCCACAAGUCUUAAAGCGGCCAAGUUUGGGGACCCAUGUUUUAAAUGAUAGCUUUCCUCAAAUUAAGAUAAAGAACAACUGAGCACAACAGAUACCAUGUGCUCCUGCAAGAUGAUACCAGUUUCACCCUUUCAAUCCUAGUACACGCCUCCAUUCUAGUUACAUCAAUCUUUAGCUACAAUCCCUUUAAGCUCUUAGAAGGAUAUAAGCCUCUUGGAAUUACUUCCCUAGCUUUAAAAAGUUGCACAACCUUGUGCUAUGAUGUGAGCAUGUAAACUAAAUUAACUUUCUCUGUAAAAUUGAACUCCUUUCUCCAUGCUUUCUGGUUGUGUGUAAAAAAUAAAUAAAUAAAUUGUUUGUUUGAAUAUUAA
Pantherophis guttatus is the source of this 6742-nucleotide messenger RNA. RefSeq names its product praja ring finger ubiquitin ligase 2 (gene PJA2). Lineage: Eukaryota; Metazoa; Chordata; Lepidosauria; Squamata; Colubridae. Gene Ontology annotation, biological process: ubiquitin-dependent protein catabolic process. Gene Ontology annotation, cellular component: nucleus. Gene Ontology annotation, molecular function: ubiquitin protein ligase activity. The record is from RefSeq and is a predicted model, not a curated record.